GCCAGGUGUGCAUGUCUAUGUAUAGCACAUGAUAUGUAUAAAGUAUUAGACAUAUAUUAUUAAUUUACAAAAAGGUAUGCAUUGUUGAUUAAUGAUUUACUGGCUGUAGAAACAAAUGUCAUUCUCUAGAUCUUAUAGGUUUACAAUGGCGACUAUAAACUGGUUGAGGUAAUCCAAUCAGCGUGGCUGAGAGGCGGGCUGGAUCUCCACUAAUCUCACUCCUCCUCAGGUGAGCUCAUACAGCCCAGCAUGGAAACAGAAGCUGCGAACUCCUUUGACUUAAGAUGAACAUUAGAAAUCAUUUUAGGCCAGACCCUCUCAGCACCACACGGGAUUUCUAAGUGUUGCGGUUGCGGUUGCGGUUGUGUUUUUUUUUUUUUUUUUGUUUUUCAGUCAAAGUGUCCGAAUUGCUUUGGUUGUAAGAUGGCGUCAGAGCGUCUCCUGCUUUACAGCAGCCUGUUGUUCGAGCGCUGUCCGUGGUGCUGGAUAUAAACACCUCAGAGGAUGGAUGCUGCUUACACUUUCACAGCCCAACACAUUACUGUAAAACUUAACUUUGAAAGACACUUAAUAUGCCCAAAGUCUAAGAAGAUAUGCUUGAGAAGAUGUGGAACAUCUUACUUAAAUUAGAGAGAGUGUAGGUUGUGUAACCAUUCCCUUUCUGGAAUGUAUUACCUGCUCAUAUCACCUUACGUCCCUUGGGAAAUUAGCUAUGUUGCAAGCUGCUCCGUGCGGAUCACCAUCCUUCAUCAUCUUUGUUUAUGAGAAGGUGAAGGUCAGGGAGAAGUGAAUAACUGACUUUUGUCAUGCAUAUGAACUGUAAAGGGUUUCCCCAGUCCUUGUUCAGCCAGUGGAGGCUCUUACUCUGGACAAAAAGACCAGUUGGAACACUUACAGAGAGUGUCCUGAUGUCCUCAAAACAUUUUUUAAGGGCAUACUUGUUUUUAUUUUACCCAGAAAGUUUACUGUGAUUUAAUGAUUUUUAUUGCUUGCCCCCUUGGACAAAUGCUGGAACUGUGCAGAAAAACAUUGUUGGCAAAUUGUGAGGGACCCAUUAUGGUCCUGUUCUUUUGUGCCAUUGCAACAGAUUUGCACAGUCCAUAUUUUGGCUUCUUCCCAUGCCUGACACUGACACUUACAUAGCAAUCAACCAUUUUAUUUGGACCUUUUCCUUGUUGAACCACAAUCCCUGAAUGAGGGUUCGAGGAGGGGUCUCGAUCUUACCAUGGCUUAUUCCUUUGCUGAGUCCAACAGAGAGAUGACAAAUGGGGCCAAUCCUAACAUCUACCCAGGAGGCCCAGGAACCUCCACAUUGCCACGGUAUCUGCACAAGAAGCAACAGCGGCAGAGGGGAAUUAGAUCUUCCUCCCCAAUGGGUAGAGUCAUCCUCAUCAAUUCACCUGUGGAUGGUGGAGAUGAUAGUGAAGACAUCCACACAAUUACUGUGGACAAGAGUGAGGAUGGAAGGCUGGGCUUCAGUGUACGUGGUGGUUCAGAGCAUGGCCUUGGCAUCUUUGUUAGCAAAGUUGAGGAUAAUAGCUCUGCAGAAUUUGCAGGGUUAUCUGUUGGAGACAAGCUAGUGGAGGUAAAUGGGAUUAGCUUGGAAAGCAUUACCAUGAGCAGUGCUGUAAAGGUUUUAACGGGGAAUAACCGCCUACGCAUGGUAGUUAGACGUGUAGGGAAGGUGCCGGGAAUCCGCUACUCCAAAGAGAAGACCACAUGGGUGGAUCUAAUCCACCGAAGGAUGGUGGUGGAAGAGAGUGGUCACACCCCCUCCGAGGUCAGCUCAGAUGGAGCUUUGCGCCGGAUAGUGCACCUCUACACCACCUCAGAUGAUUACUGCCUGGGCUUUAACAUCCGCGGUGGCAAAGAGUUUGGCCUUGGCAUCUAUGUUUCAAAGCUGGACCCUGGUGGCUUGGCAGAGCAGAAUGGGAUUAAAAUGGGAGACCAGAUUUUAGCAGCAAAUGGAGUGAAUUUUGAAGAUAUUACACACAGCAAUGCUGUGGAAGUCCUAAAGAGCCAUACCCAUGUCAUGCUCACCAUUAAGGAGGCUGGGAGGUAUCCUGCAUAUAAGGAGAUGAUAGCAGAGUACAGUUGGCUCAAUAAAUUGGCUAAUGGUGGCCAGCCAGCCUUCUCUCAGGGUUCAGACUCCUACUCGUCCACCUCCUCCCUGUCCUCUGGGACACCAGUCAGCUCUCUCAGUGGCCUCUCACAGGUCAUGUUCCCCCCUCCAUUUGGUUUAGAGAUGGUGGAUGUGUGCAUCUCUACUGAAGAUGCCUCAUCACAAAGGCCAAGCUCUAAUCGCACUGAGACAGCCAUCCAAACCGACCCACAGGAUCCUGACACAUCGCCCCAACCCACCAGUGUUAUCUCCAUGGAUACCAGCCGGACGGUUGGUGAGACUGUUUAUUUGAAGGACACGGUAAUUAGGAGUGGAAGUGUUAAUAAAAGCCGUGAAGCACAAAAAAGAACAUUUUCUGCUUCAGACAAAGAAAUUCUGGACUCUCCAAAAACAGCAGUGCUAAUGGCUCUCAGUAAACCUCGCAAACCCAUCCGCCGGUCCCAGAGUCAUAUCACUGUCUCAGAGGACAAGCAAAAGAAAAAGAAGCAGCAGCAAGCAGUGAAGACUGACGCCUCUGGCAGCACCCUGCAGCGCUCCAAAACUUUUGUCAGUCUGCUGUUCAAAAGUGGUCGAAGAAGAGAAAGGUCUGCCUCUAGAGACAGGAAAGUUUCAGGGACAGGAGAACGACAUAGAUCACGUUCCAAAUCACCAGCAGGUAAAGGGCGCAGCCGGUCCAUCCUUAAUCUCCUGAGCUCUCCGCGUGAGACGCGUGCUGGCGUGUGGGAGCCCGAAGCCAUGCCCAGUCCUGAAACCAUGGCCAUGGUGGAGAGCAUGGCAUGCAAACUGCUGAGUGAGGAUGAGGUGGCUGCAGUAAUGAGACACUGCAAUAGGUUUUUGGCAGAGCGGGUGGUGGAAGACUUGGUACGCCCCCUGCUGGCUAUCCUUGACAGACCUGAAAAGCUGCUGCUGUUGAGGGAGAUCAGGAUGAUCAUUCCACUGACAGACCUGGGUCGUUUUGACAGCAUGGUAAUGCCUUUUGAACUGGAGGCCUAUGACAUUUUAAAGAGUCGCUCUGUGCGUUCCCCGGUUCUGCGUUCUCCUCGACAUGGUGGAACUCCACGCCGGCAUCUAAUAACACCCAUCCCAGACUACAGGGGAGGCUUCCAGUUGCAGGCUGUGCACGAUUUGGAGCAAGAUCGACAGCUGAUGCAGGAGCUAGAGCGGCUCAGGCUGGCUGGUCUCCCCACUGGCAAGCUCCCACCUCCCCGAGCCUUCACCCCUCUAUUGGAUGUACCCGUGGACAGUUACCUUUCUGGUUCUAUUCGGCAGCGCUCCUUAAGCCCACCUCACCCCAAACAGCUGCUUGAUGAGUCCCCUCACAGCACAGAGUGGCGUGGACGUUCCCCUAAAAGACAAGAACAUCAUUUGCCCCAAAAGGGAAGCCAUGGUAAUGCCACUCCAGAGCGGGGAAGAUCACCAUACAGGAAUGGCCAUGGUAAAUCUACAAGGGCCAGAUCUGGCAAUGGAAAAGAGGUUAAAUACACAGUGAUGAGUGCACACAGGAGGAGCAGAACUCCACUAACACAGGUAUUUGGAACAGACAUGCUGCACAACCCGUCGGAAAGGAAGCAAGCGAACGGACAUUCAGUUUCCUUUGAAAACAACCAAAACAGCCUGUCAGCGCAGGAACAUGUGCUGACCACUGUCUUCAUCUCUAAGUGCAAACAGUCUCUGGGUAUAAGUAUCUCUGGGGGCAUUGAGUCCAAGGUUCAGCCAGCAGUGAAGAUUGAGAAGAUAUUUCCAGGAGGAGCUGCCUCCACCAGUGACGUGCUGAAGGCUGGAUUUGAAGUUGUGUCAAUUGAUGGCGAAUCACUCCAGGGAGUCACACACCAGCAUGCAGUGGACGCCAUAAGGAAGGCUUUCAGCAACAAGGCCAAAGAGCCCAUGGAGUUUGUUGUCAAAAUCCCAAAGAACCAGAGCUACUAAAGGAAAAAUUAGCAAUACUGUUCUGUACAGGAGAGACAAAUUUACAGCCAGAGCUUGGUUUAUACUCUAGAGGCUCUGAGCAGGAAACCUGAAGGAACACAUCUUAUGACAACAAGGAAAGCUCCAUGCAAGAGCAAAGCUGCGAUUGUCGGCUGAACCCACAUGCCUGAAGGGUGAUGUCUAAAAGAGAGCUUUUAUAGAGUUACUGUCUCUUCACAGACUAGGCUUUUUUUCCUGCAUCGAUUUUUACACAAUGGAUUUAUCUGGAGAGUCAAUUAUGGAGCAUAUUUAAGCAUUAUUAUCAAUGCUUUAUGUGUUUAUUUAAUAUAAUAUCUAUUUCAUAUCUUUUUCAAUUCUUUAGCAGUGCAGAAUUCAUGUAUAAAUUUAGGCAUUAAUCCUGCUAAUGCAAGAAAUAUGUUGGCAUGAAUCAUCUUUGAAAAGAACAUUCUUCAAAACUUGGCAGUUACAGUUUCUAAAGCAAAGAAUACACAAGGUUAUGGUGAUAUGAAAUUUUAACUGAAUGUAACUCGCUAUUUUAAUUUUAAUCUUUAAUCUUUUGGGGCAGUGCUUUGAAGAUAUAGCAAAUAGUUUAUGCACGUUUAAUGUAAAGAACGUUGCAUGCACUAGUCUAUUGAAAAUGCUAUGCACUAAAAUCAUUCUGAAUACGAUUACAAGACAUCAUUUGUAGCGUGCCUUACACCACUGUGAAAUACUACUGCAAUAGAGCAUCUGAAAUGCUUGAAGGUCAAAGUAGGUACCGAAUGUGAGUUCUGUGAUCAUCUGUCUAUCAUGGAAGGAAGAUUUAUUACUGCCCUUCAUGUAGCAUUAUUAAGUGAUUUAACAGUAAAGUUCUGUAAUUAAGUCAUAUGUAUUAUACCAUAUUAAUAAAUAAAAAUCACGUCACCAAGGUUUUGUUACAGAAUUGUUUUUCAUUUGUUUCGAAUGCUUUCAAGAGUCGAUUAUGUACAUAAUAAAGUAAGAGCUAAAGCAAUAUGAGCAGCAAGAAUCACUUUGACUUGUGACAUUUUUAAUCAAAAACAUUGUAUUGCUUCUUACAGAAAAUGUACAGCUUGAUAAUAUACAAUUGCUUACAACAUGAAAAGACAAAACACACACACACACACACACA
Silurus meridionalis is the source of this 5177-nucleotide messenger RNA. It is a transcript of the gene pdzd7a, whose product is annotated as PDZ domain containing 7a. The transcript has 16 exons. Gene Ontology annotation, molecular function: protein binding. Gene Ontology annotation, cellular component: cilium; plasma membrane; stereocilium tip. The record is from RefSeq and is a predicted model, not a curated record. Bases 1226 to 4048 code for a protein of 940 amino acids. NCBI's taxonomy places the organism in Eukaryota, Metazoa, Chordata, Actinopteri, Siluriformes, Siluridae. Gene Ontology annotation, biological process: sensory perception of sound; auditory receptor cell stereocilium organization.